UUCAGUUUAAAAAGAAAAAUCCAGUAUGUCUGACUUUUCAGGAUUUAAAGAAUCAUAUAUGAGUCCCAAUGCACAGUCGUCAAAUUCGGAUACUGUAUCAGGUACAUCCAAUUCAGUGUCACCUGUGCCUGAUUAUUCGAAGCAAAACUCGUUGAAUGUCCCCAGUAUUAAGAUAAAGAAAGAGCUGUCGCCAAGUAAUGAUGUUUUAAGCAAAUCAUUGGACAUUAAGAAACAGUUGUCGCAAUCGUUUGGAGGCGGAGGAGGACCCUCUGGGGGCAUUUCCAAACCGCAGUCAAGAAAGAAUUCUAUUAUCCCAAUGAAAUCAAAUAACGCUAGUGAUAAUGAAGAUAACGAUGAAGAUGAAACCCAAGGAAACGAACGUAAAAGAAGAGAUAACAUUAAUGAAAAAAUUCAAGAGUUAUUGACUUUAAUACCUGCUGAAUUUUUCCAAGAAUCUGCUCAAGAAACGAAAAAUACUCAAAAUGAAGCAGAAAAUGAUAAUGAUGCUGCUAUAGCGGCAGCGAUGAAGAAUUCAGGUACAAAAGAUGGAAAACCAAAUAAAGGUCAAAUUUUAACCAAGUCUGUUGAAUAUUUACAAUAUUUGCAAAAUUUAAUUGAUGAAAAUAACCAUCGAGAAGUUGAAUUGCAAGCUAAACUCAAAGCUUUAACACUACAAGAGCAAGGAAGCCAGGCAUCUUCACCAGCUCCUGACCACACAAGUGCAGAAUAUGCUCUUGGUAAAAUCGGUGUUGGUCCUUUAUGCGAUGAUUAUUACAAGCAAGUCUUGGUUAGCAGUGCCGGCACCAAUAAAUCAGGCCAAAGAAGAGCUAGUUUGAUUUAGACAGUUUAACUGUGCUUGUAUUUUUUACGUUUUGCAUGACAAUCAACGAUUCUCUUAAUUGCGGUUGGGUUUACUAUUUAAUAUAAUUUCAAUUCUUCUUUAUUGUAUAAUCCUCUCUAUAGUUUACAUUUUUAACUUCAUUUUUAACACCAAUCUUACCAAUUUAUACUACUAAC
Messenger RNA from Hyphopichia burtonii NRRL Y-1933, 1017 nucleotides. RefSeq names its product Rtg1p (gene RTG1). Lineage: Eukaryota; Fungi; Ascomycota; Pichiomycetes; Serinales; Debaryomycetaceae. Gene Ontology annotation, molecular function: RNA polymerase II cis-regulatory region sequence-specific DNA binding; protein dimerization activity; DNA-binding transcription factor activity, RNA polymerase II-specific. Gene Ontology annotation, biological process: regulation of transcription by RNA polymerase II. The record is from RefSeq and is a predicted model, not a curated record. Bases 26 to 841 code for a protein of 271 amino acids. The transcript has a single exon.